Messenger RNA from Chrysochloris asiatica (Cape golden mole), 465 nucleotides. RefSeq names its product transmembrane protein 69 (gene TMEM69). The record is from RefSeq and is a predicted model, not a curated record. NCBI's taxonomy places the organism in Eukaryota, Metazoa, Chordata, Mammalia, Afrosoricida, Chrysochloridae.
AUGCUAUACUUCAUCCAGAAAUUUUCUCAAGCAUCUUCAAAGAUGCUGAAGUACCCUUUUACAGUGGGCUUAGGAGCCAGCAGAAAAAUCGAUCAACUAUCUCUUAAGACAUCGUUUCAGCAGAACUUUCCCCCUUUGUUUUCAAGGCCGUGGUUCUUGUCAUCAUUUCCAAUGUGUAUGAGUAAAACACAGUGCUAUCAUACAUCCCCAUGCUGUUUUAAGAAGAAGGAGAAGCAAGCAGAACUUACAGCCAGGUCACCAAGCAUCAUCACCUACCUGCCUGACAGUCCAAAGCCAGCUCUAUACUUGACUCUAGCAGGACUGGUCCCUUUUGUUGCUGCACCACUGUUCAUGGUGAUGACAAAGACUUACAUCCCCAUAUGCUUUUACUCAGAUGGCUUAUGGAGCCAGUUUUCUGUCUUUCCUAGGGGGUGUCAGGUGGGGCUUUGCUCUACCAGAAAGUAG